Molecule: messenger RNA, 1445 nt
Organism: Loxodonta africana (African savanna elephant)
Lineage: Eukaryota; Metazoa; Chordata; Mammalia; Proboscidea; Elephantidae
Gene: TACR3
Product: tachykinin receptor 3
Exons: 5
Coding region: 1-1404 (467 amino acids)
Biological process (GO): G protein-coupled receptor signaling pathway; positive regulation of flagellated sperm motility
Cellular component (GO): sperm midpiece; plasma membrane
Molecular function (GO): tachykinin receptor activity
Source: RefSeq, a predicted model, not a curated record
AUGACCUCUGUCCCAGCAGCCGCCAACUGGACCGACAGCGCUGGGGGCAUGGGUGCGGACGCCGCGGGAAACCUGAGCUCGGCUCUGGGGGCGGGAGCGGUUGCGGGGACCGCUGAGGCCGAGUGGUUGCAACUGCUGGUCCAAGGCGGCAAUCUGUCUGCCUCGUCCUCCUCCGCGCUGGGACUCCCCGCGGCCUCCCUGGCGCCUUCCCAGCCCCGGGCCAACCUCACCAACCAGUUCGUGCAGCCGUCCUGGCGCAUCGCGCUCUGGUCCCUGGCGUAUGGCAUGGUGGUGGCCGUGGCCGUCUUCGGAAACCUCAUCGUCAUCUGGAUCAUCCUAGCCCACAAGCGCAUGAGGACCGUCACCAACUACUUCCUCGUGAAUCUGGCUUUCUCCGACGCCUCCAUGGCUGCCUUCAACACCUUGAUCAACUUCAUCUACGCGCUUCACAGCGAGUGGUACUUCGGCGCCAACUACUGCCGCUUCCAAAACUUCUUUCCCAUCACAGCGGUUUUUGCCAGCAUUUACUCUAUGACAGCCAUCGCGGUGGACAGGUAUAUGGCCAUUAUUGAUCCCUUGAAGCCCAGACUGUCUGCCACAGCCACCAAGAUUGUCAUUGGAAGUAUUUGGGUUCUAGCAUUUCUACUUGCUUUCCCUCAGUGUCUUUACUCCAAAACCAAAGUCAUGCCAGGACGUACUCUUUGUUAUGUGCAGUGGCCAGAAGGUCCCAAGCAACAUUUCAUUUACCAUAUUAUUGUCAUUAUACUGGUGUACUUUUUCCCAUUGCUUAUCAUGAGUAUCACAUACACCAUUGUUGGAAUUACUCUCUGGGGAGGAGAGAUCCCAGGAGAUACCUGUGACAAGUAUCGUGAACAACUAAAGGCUAAAAGAAAGGUUGUAAAAAUGAUGAUUAUUGUAGUGGUGACCUUUGCCGUCUGUUGGCUGCCCUAUCAUAUUUACUUCAUCCUCACUGCAAUCUAUCAACAACUGAAUAGGUGGAAAUACAUUCAACAGGUCUACCUGGCUAGUUUUUGGCUGGCAAUGAGCUCAACUAUGUACAACCCCAUCAUCUACUGCUGUCUGAAUAAGAGGUUUCGAGCUGGCUUCAAGAGAGCAUUUCGCUGGUGUCCUUUUAUCGAAGUUUCUAGCUAUGAUGAGCUGGAACUGAAGACCACCAGGUUUCAUCCGACUCGGCAAAGCAGCAUGUACACCGUGACCAGAAUGGAGUCCAUGACAGUGGUGUUUGACCCCAGUGAUGCAGACAGCUCCAAAUCCAGCCGGAAGAAGAGAGGGGCGCCAAGAGAUCCGAAUUUCAAUGGCUGCUCCCGCCGGAAUUCCAAAUCCACCUCCACCACUUCAAGUUUCAUAAGCUCGCCCUAUACGUCUGUGGAUGAAUAUUCCUAAAUCCACUUCCUGCUGUAUAGAGUAGUGUGAGGACAUCAUAG